CUCCCGCGCUCUCUCUUUUUCCGCCUCCGCUGCGGAGCCUCAGCUCGAGCUCUGCCGCCGCCGCCUCCUCCUCCUUCCCCCCGGCGCGGCCAUGCCCAACAUCGUGCUCUUCAGCGGCAGCUCGCACCAGGACCUGUCCCAGCGCGUGGCCGAGCGGCUGGGCCUGGAGCUGGGCAAGGUGGUGACCAAGAAAUUCAGCAACCAGGAAACCAGUGUAGAGAUUGGUGAAAGUGUGAGAGGGGAAGAUGUGUAUAUCAUCCAGAGUGGCUGUGGAGAAAUCAAUGAUAACUUGAUGGAACUUCUAAUAAUGAUCAAUGCUUGCAAGAUUGCAUCAUCGUCCAGAGUGACUGCAGUAAUUCCAUGUUUUCCAUAUGCCAGGCAAGAUAAGAAAGACAAGUUUGUCCACAUCUUUUCUAAAGUUAGCACCCAGAACCGUGCACAGUAUUCCAGGGUUACUUCAAUCGCAGAUAGACUGAAUGUUGAAUUUGCUCUGAUUCACAAGGAAAGAAAGAAAGCUAACGAAGUGGACAGAAUGGUCUUGGUUGGUGAUGUGAAAGAUAGGAUAGCUAUUCUUGUCGAUGACAUGGCUGACACAUGUGGCACAGUAUGUCAUGCAGCAGACAAGUUAGUGUCUGCUGGAGCCACUAAAGUUUAUGCUAUUCUGACUCAUGGGAUCUUCUCUGGCCCUGCUAUUUCUCGAAUCAAUAAUGCUGCAUUUGAGGCUGUUGUAGUAACUAACACAAUCCCACAGGAUGAGAAAAUGAAAAAUUGUCCCAAGAUUCAGGUUAUUGACAUUUCCAUGAUUCUGGCUGAGGCAAUCCGAAGAACACACAAUGGCGAAUCUGUGUCCUACCUGUUCAGCCAUGUUCCGCUAUAACUGCAAGAGAUUAGUGUUUUCCUGUUGGUUGUGUCCACCAGCACUGUCAACCUUUUUAAAUAAUGCGACUCAACAAUGAGAUGACUCUCUUGGUAAAAAGCUUCAGCUCUUGCAUACUUAAAGAUGUUUUCGUUUUCUAAUUAAUCUUUGUUCAUUGUAAAUGGGUAAUACAGCUCCAUUUUGCAAAAUCUCUUAUGAAUACACUUAAGGAUUUUGAAGGGGAGGCUUCAAUACUUACCUGUGACUAUUCCUACAGGUAACUUUUUGAUUCUGUAUUUGCCUAUAGCAAGAGGGUCAAUACCAUUUCAAAACUUUUUAUAUUUGUGG
Messenger RNA from Terrapene triunguis (Three-toed box turtle), 1204 nucleotides. Its product is annotated as ribose-phosphate pyrophosphokinase 2-like. Bases 92 to 877 code for a protein of 261 amino acids. The transcript has 6 exons. The record is from RefSeq and is a predicted model, not a curated record. Gene Ontology annotation, molecular function: ribose phosphate diphosphokinase activity; magnesium ion binding. Lineage: Eukaryota; Metazoa; Chordata; Testudines; Emydidae. Gene Ontology annotation, biological process: purine nucleotide biosynthetic process; 5-phosphoribose 1-diphosphate biosynthetic process. Gene Ontology annotation, cellular component: ribose phosphate diphosphokinase complex; cytoplasm.